AUGGGCGACGCGAUCCGCGCCGGCGACAUGCCGGCCCAGGAGAUGGCGUUCUCGACGUGCACGGCCAAGCAGGGGGAGCGCGCCCAAGGGUGCAAGGCGGAACAUGCUCGCGACAUGGCGCGCGGGCCGGUGCCGGAGUUCGCCAGGCAGGGGCGGCAGAACCAGCGGUAUGCGGAGACGGGGGAGCGGCUGGUGGCGGGCUGCAUCCCGCUGCGGCGGGGCGAGGGGGACCAGGUGGAGGUGAUGGUUAUCACCUCCCGGGGCGGGAAGGGCUGGGUGUUCCCCAAGGGCGGGUGGGAGGUGGACGAGGACAGCUGCACGGCGGCGAAGCGGGAGACGGUGGAGGAGGCGGGGGUGCGGGGCGAGCUGGGGGAGCAGCCCAUCGGAGUGUUCCACUUCCACUCGGGGAAGCAGGAGCGGAGACAGCAGGCGGACAAGGGUCGGUGCAUCGCGCAUAUUUACGCAAUGAAUGUCGACGAGGAGCUGGCGGUUUGGCCGGAGAGUCGGGAGCGAAAACGGAAGUGGUGCUCGGUGCAGGAGGCAGCCGAUAUGCUCCGGCACGCCUGGAUGAAGGAGGCGCUCGCGGAGUGGGCCAGGCAGAACGGCUUGACGGUCGUGCUGCCCGCGCCACCGUGA
This is a messenger RNA of Pedinophyceae sp. YPF-701, 636 nucleotides long. The record is from the annotation of a GenBank genome assembly. NCBI's taxonomy places the organism in Eukaryota, Viridiplantae, Chlorophyta, Pedinophyceae.